AUGGGCAGCAAACAUUCACCUCCGGAGAUGGAGGAUUAUCCUGCCAAAAAACGUACUCGGAUUAACGAGGACAGUGCCCGUCAAUCUCCAGUCCCGACCGAUGACGGUAGCUCUGAAUCGUCCUACUGGGAUGACCCCGAAGGAGAUGCAUGCGCCGAACGGGAUGCAGUGGAGCAAGUUACCAUCCCUCGCCCGCCUGGGCCACCGAGACAGGCAGGCACGAUUUCCAAAGUCAUCCUGGUCCAAUUCAUGUGUCAUCGAUAUCAGGUUGUUGAACUUGGUCCGCAGAUCAACUUCGUAAUAGGCCAUAACGGAAGUGGCAAGAGUGCCGUCUUAACCGCCAUCACGCUUUUGCUUGGGGCCAAAGCUAGUUCUACUAACCGCGGUAACUCCUUAAAAACAUUCAUUCGCGAAGGUCAAAAGAAAGCCGAAGUGACGCUACACCUAACCAAUCGUGGUGAAGAAGCUUUUCAACCAGAAAUUUAUGGGGAUGAGAUUAUAAUCCAGCGCAACAUCUCAAAGGAUGGUAGUUCGGGAUUUAAGAUCAAAAGCAGCCGCGAUCACCGAGUCUUUUUUAUUCGAGGGACUCAGCUUAAACAGCUAACGGAUGAGUACGAGGAGAUCGAUGCCAACCUGAAGAUUUCCGAAGUCCUUCUAACCAAGAAGCAGGAAGACUUACCUGAACUGUUGCAGCGUGUCAAAUCGGCCGAGAAAAACAUGCGAGAAGUACAAAUAGCUUCUCAGGCUCAAGAAAUGAUCAUCCAACUCGAAAAGGAAAUUUUCUGGAUCUAUGUUGCGGAAGCUGAAGCUGAACGUGACUUGGCCCUCCAGCAGCUGCAGAAUGAGGAGCGUGCCUUACCGAAAUACGAUACCAAGCUUCAAGAAACGGAAAACAAAAUAUCUGAGCUAGAUGAUCGGAUCAAAACCCUCGAAGCCGCAAAGGCAGCGCGGAACGACGACGAAACCCACAUUCGACAGGCAGAUGUAGAUCUUAAAGAGAAGGACGAAGAAAUUUCCCAACAAUCAAGAGAUAUCGCAGAGGAAAAUGCCAAGUUACUGGGAAACACCGACUCUUCACGAAAACAAUCCAUCGAGCGAAUGGGACAACUUGACACCGAAAUCACAGAGAUCGAGUGCCGCAUCACUCAAAUACAACAAGAUAUCUCCGGCGCAGAUGCAGCGGUCAAAACCAACAGUUCCCAGGCGAACCAAUGUGACCAGAAUGUGAAGAAACUGGGGGCCGAUAUGGAAAGUAAUAAGCGUGCCAUCCAUGAGUAUGGAUCCAUCCGCAAGGACAGGCUCCUCGUAUUUGGCCAAAGGUCGGACCAGCUCAAGAAUGCUAUUGAAAGAAACACCUCUUGGUCGGAAAAGCCCAUUGGCCCAUUGGGCUACUACAUAAAGGUGAAAGAUAAAUCUUGGCAACCUGUCCUAGAAACGGUUCUCGCAGGUUCUUUGAAAUCUUAUAUGGUAGUUGAUAAGAGGGAUGAGCAACUCCUACAACGGUUAAUGUCGGAUUGUAAAUGUGUAUCUCCAAUCAUUCGAACGCGCCGAGACUUGUUUGAUUACUCAAGCGGGGAACCCGGGCCGCAAUUCGUCACAAUCUUACGAGCUCUUCAUUUUGAGGACGAAUUUGUCAAACGAGCCUUAAUCAAUGAUAUGCGGAUCGAAAAAACCAUCCUAGUCGAACAUCGAACAGAAGGAGAUCCCAUAAUGUCGCAUCCCCCUCCUAACAUUGUAUCCUGUUACACACGUGAUGGGUUCAAAGUUGGUGGAGUUGAUGGAGGACGCGGGGUCAGAGCACUCACCAUGUACAACGGUCCACCCCGGUUAUCAAACGACGAUGGUUCCUUCAUUGCAGAACUCAAUCAAAGAGCCGCUGAACUCGGCUCCCAAAUUGAAGAGACUAAGCGCCAGGCUGCUGCUGCAAAUUCGCGGUAUCGUCAAUCGGCCGAACAGCUUAAAAGACUGAGGACCGAGGAGGGACAGCUGAAGGGGCGACUCCGUAAGGCUCGGGAUAUGAAGGCCUCUAUACAAGAUGAUUUGGAUCGGAGUGCAUCAUCUAACAUCACGACUUUGGAAGACUUGAAAAGCGAAUCAGAGUCUGCCAGACGGACGUUGUAUGAUCAAAGCCAGGAGCUUUUACGCCAAAGGGAUGCCCUCAACAGCGACUUAGCCCCUAUUAAAGUCGAGCUAGAGAAGCUGCAGCAUAUGAUUGAGAAUCGAGACCAAGAAGAGGAUAAGAUUAAUGUUGAGCUAACUACGAAAAUUACCGAUAAGGCUGUUGCGAACGAUGCAUUAAGACAUUUCCGUGACUCUCGGACUAAGCAAGCUGCCAAGGUAGCAGAGGCAAAAAAGAAAUACGACGCCGCCGAAGCUGCGCUACCAAAAGCCAUCGACGAAGCCAAAAAGGUAUCCGGAUCCGAUGAACCCAUGCAGACCAACCGUUCGCGUCAGGACGCCAUGGCCGAUCUGGAAAGCUUCAAGAAAAUUGUGAGAGCCACCGAAACCCGUCAUCGUAAAUCGCUUGAAGACAUUGAAAUUGAGUAUCACCAAGCAAAUGCUAGCUAUAAGGUAGCAGAGAAGCAAAUCGAAGAGCAGGCCGCAUCCCUCAAAGUCUUAUCAAACGCACUGGCAAUACGGAAAUACCGCUGGAUUGAAUUCCGUAACCACAUCGCUGCUCGCGCCAAAAUGAAUUUUGUUAAAUAUCUGGAUCAUCGUAGAUACACCGGAAAGUUGAGCUUUAAUCACAAUUCGCAAAGGCUUCAAGUCCAGGUCAACCCUCGUGAGGAUGGAACUACCCAGGUAUAUAGUUCAGGCUUGCUCUCUUUGGUCAUCAAUGGAAAUCCACUUGAUGUUCAUUUUUACUGA
Puccinia graminis f. sp. tritici CRL 75-36-700-3 is the source of this 2868-nucleotide messenger RNA. Its product is annotated as myosin ATPase. The transcript has 16 exons. Gene Ontology annotation, cellular component: nucleus; site of double-strand break; Smc5-Smc6 complex. Gene Ontology annotation, biological process: double-strand break repair via homologous recombination. Gene Ontology annotation, molecular function: damaged DNA binding; single-stranded DNA binding. Lineage: Eukaryota; Fungi; Basidiomycota; Pucciniomycetes; Pucciniales; Pucciniaceae. The coding region runs from base 1 to 2868 and encodes 955 amino acids. The record is from RefSeq and is a predicted model, not a curated record.